Trachymyrmex cornetzi is the source of this 1130-nucleotide messenger RNA. RefSeq lists its product as uncharacterized. The record is from RefSeq and is a predicted model, not a curated record. Bases 285 to 1130 code for a protein of 281 amino acids. The transcript is spliced from 5 exons. NCBI's taxonomy places the organism in Eukaryota, Metazoa, Arthropoda, Insecta, Hymenoptera, Formicidae.
GUGAAUUUGUAUUUUAGAGCAGAGAACUUGUUUUAAAGUAGUGAAUUUGUGACCUCAGCGCAUUCUUGCAUCGCAGUAUUUCAUGGCUGCGACAGAUUUUCUAACCUCAAUAGUCAUUAAUUUUAAUGUUUAAUAUCUCGAUUUGCGGGACAGAGUGACACUUUUUUCUUGUAAAUUUUUGUUUUUUACGCAAAAACGCAUCGAUUAAGUGUAUUUUUGUCAAAAUUCGAGUUGAGGGAGCUCUUCUUAACAUUUUCCUAAACGCAUCUUAACAUUUAUUUAAAAUGGAUGACGAAGAAAUAAUACAAUUGCGUGCUCUGAAAGAACACCUCCUGAAAAAGAUUAUUUACUUAGAAGACAGGUUGAAGGAGAGAGAUCAAGAAGAAAAUGGACGCAAAAAAUCAAUCAAUUUCAAUACCACGCUGCUUCCUGAUGAUGAUUACAAACUGUCAGAAUCCUUAUCUACCAAGUACAAAGCUAACUUAUGUGAAGUUACAGCUCAAGUGACAGGAAUAACAUUCGAAAAUGUCGAUAGAAAGUUGUUACGUGAUAAUAUUUAUAUAUAUGUAGCUAAAGUAAUAACAAAAACCAUUUCCUUUGAUAUUGAAUUAAUAGUGAUUUUGAAGAAUUUAAGUGAUGAUUUCAAUAUCAAGAACAUAAUAUGUUAUUUCAACAAAAAUAUCCAUGAUAGUUAUAUAUUGGAAAUAUCCCCUUGGUUUCAGAAAAUUACAAAUAUGAAAAACUUUUCUCUUCUUAUGUCCGCACUUUCUGAUUACAAUACAAAGAAUAUCUUUAGAUCUAAAAUUCUACAUAGUUUAGAAAUACAGAAAUAUGUAAACUUUGAACAAUGUACUCAGGAAAAUGGAGGUAUAUUAGUACAUGUACAUUCAUCUGUAGAUAUAGAGAAAAGCUAUGUGAUAUUUCAAUGGUCAAUGAAAUUUUUGGAGCUGACGUGGCAGAUUGAACAUUUCUUUACAGUAAAGUCUACAGACAUAGGAAUGGAAUUUUCUGAAGAAAAUUGUUCUUUAUUAAAAGAAUUUUGCAAAUUUAACUUGACGGAAAACAGUCUUGUAGAAUUGUGGGAGAAAUUGUGCAUCGCUAUUGAUACUUAUGCUGAAAAAAGUUCCUAA